AUGGUCUAUUCACAAAUGAAUAGACCAUUUCAGCAAUGGAACACAACGUUGGGCACGAGUGCCUCGAACUAUGCUGCAAAAUGCAUCUUCCUGACGCACUCGGGCACGCCUGGAGUCGGCGAGAAUCUUUAUGUCACUUCAUCGAGUGUCGUCACUGGAUUGGGAGCUGCUGCUAGUAAAGCAUGGGCUGACGAGUUCUACAACUAUGGGCCACAGGGAUACACUUUCUCAAGCAAAACUGGACAUGCCACGCAAAUGGCCUGGGCGACCACAAAAACGGUGGGAUGUGGGUAUGCCUUGUGCAAGAAUGGACCAUCCGGCUUCACAAGCUACACCAAUGUCGUCUGUCAAUACUACCGACAG
This is a messenger RNA of Mesorhabditis belari, 363 nucleotides long. The record is from the annotation of a GenBank genome assembly. NCBI's taxonomy places the organism in Eukaryota, Metazoa, Nematoda, Chromadorea, Rhabditida, Rhabditidae.